Messenger RNA from Amoebophrya sp. A25, 3444 nucleotides. The record is from the annotation of a GenBank genome assembly. Lineage: Eukaryota; Dinophyceae; Syndiniales; Amoebophryaceae.
AUGCCUUCAGAAGGCGCGCCAGCGUCCGCUGGAGCACAAGAGACAAGAGUUGAGGCCAAUGCCGCUCCCACUGUUGCAGAUUCUAGUGCAACAAGUAACUCAGUCGCAUCCCCUAGUAGCACGGCCGGAACCGGAGGAGAAGGCGGCGGCACUUCAUCAGCGCAACAGACUUCACCUUCGGCUUCACAGAAAACACCUCCAGUACAAGAGCAGCCGCCAUCAAAUGUAGCACCCGCAGCCGUUGCAACCCAAUCAGCCGUCGCACCCGUUCCUGCACCAGCACCACCGCAAACGGUUCUUCCGACCUCAAAACCUGCAGGAGCAGAUCUAUUGGCGGCCUCAUCAAGCGCCUCGUCAUCGGUCGGCGUUCAAGCUCCGCCGCCAGCUGCUGUCGCAGAGCAACCGCCAAUAGCUAAGGUGCCUGCAGCACCGCCCUCACCACCAUCUUCACCUACAUCAAAGCCCUCAGUGGCGCAGGCACCAGGAGAACAAGGAGAGGGAAGGAAAGAUGGAGUCUCUUCUUCCGGUGCAACUUCGAAUACGGUGCCGGCCGCUUCUGCGCAGGCUCCUUCAGUAGCUGCCUCCGCGGCAUCGACAGCGACUUCAACGUCAGGAGAUAGUGUAAAGCCUUCGUCAUCAUCUUCAGAGCCGUCAGCGAAAGCAUCAGCAGUAGACUCGGCAAAAGCUCCCUCUAGUGCACCGAAGCCAGCUGCGGGAGCAAGCUCGUCGGCGGGAGAGAGUGCUAAUAAAGCCCCUAUCAGUAUAAUUACUAAUACGAGCACCACCAGCACAGCAAAAGGAGCAGGAGUCGCCUCGUCUGCCUCCACCUCUAGACAAAAAGCCGGUGUAGAAAGUCUGGCAAACGCAAGUGUGCCCGCGACGGCCACUGGAUCAUCGGAAACAAGUCUGGGUCAAACGCAAAGACCUCCAGCUCCAUCAGCGAAGAGCGCACCGACUAGUGACGCAGAAUCUGGCGGUAAGCCCCAAGGGAGCUUAGAUGUUGAUAAGGCCCCCAUAGCCGCAUCUUCUCCUUCUACGGAGUUGCCGAAGACGAAAGUGCCAUUCCCACCUUCGGCAGAGGAAAAUGAAGACGAUAGCGCUGCAAUCAGUGCUUUGCUAGGUGGUAAUGUGAUUUUUUUGAAGUUGAGAUGAAGCUCUAUAAAAGCGAGUGUUGCUAACGCCUACGGUCCUCUGAAGUAUAUUAUACUUGAAUAUAUUAUAAUUUUUAGGUUCAAGCAGUAGGACAAGGACUCGUGAAGACCACCUGCCCACGGCUUUCUUCAGUCUCUAACACGAGAUGAAUUCUCUGUUGAUGACCAUUACAACACUUAUAUCAGGUCGUGGUAAAUCCGAGCUGAAGCCUCUUGCAACAGACGGGUUUCUCGGGAAGAGUAAGGCCGACGCAUCGGAUGUCUCUAGCAAGGUGACGUCAACAUCUAUGCCACCUAUCGGAUCUCUGGACGGGGGAGCAGCCUCUGAGUGGGGAAAAACAGCCUUAGGUCCACUUUGGGGUGACUCAUCCACCAACAGUAAGAGCAGUGUGCCGGCGCUUGAUCUUGACAAGACGAAGGGAAAGGCACCGAUAGUUGAUGAGGCGAAAAAGAAACCAGAAGCAUCAGUGAAUAACAGUGGAGACGAGAAAGACAAAUCUGCCGUUGUGCCAGCCAAACAGAAAGAUCCGAGUAAGAAUCAAGUCGCGCAGACUGGUGUUGCGCUCAAUCCCAUUGUAAAACAGCAAAGCCAGUACGGAGACUCGGAGGCGACACUGUCCGGCAGUGUUUGGAUGCAGGUAGUCACCAGGUCUAGCGUCAUUUCCUAUUUGUAUUCGUAUCUUGUUCAUCAUUAGAUUUUUUGACGUAAAAUAAUACUAGAAGGAGACUUUGGUGCUGUCGAACAAUAACUAAAACUUCCACGCUUUUAGGGAACUUGCCAUUUUUCGGCAGAGCGGAGACAAACAGUAUUGUCAUCCCCAUAUCCAUCCUUCAUUUCCUCGGUCAGGCACUUUUCGUGUUACUUCAAGUGAUUAUCGUGUAUCACGUCUGCCGACUUCUGUGUUGCCCAGGAGGUGCAAAGAACGAAACCGUGAGCUAUUUCUCGACAAGUGCCGGUACUUUAGCCUUGCUUUGAAUUUGUGUAAAUUUCUCUCUCGGCUACGGCUUCUCCACCAGUUGUAAUUUGACAGUGUAGUAAAAACCACAUUGAUGACCACUUCAACUCCCGCUCCUGUAGAGAUAGGUAGACCUCCCCUUUGAAUAUUAGAAAUUCUGACCAACCGCAUUGCGCGUCGUCUUCGAUGCAACAGACUCUUCUUCUUUGUUUGCAGGCCUCCCGACUGGACUGGGACCACAACCACGAAAGGUAGAUACCGUCGAAAAAACCGUCUCUAAGACUACAAAAAUUGGAGCUGGUACUCUAUUACUAUCCAGAACCUACUACAUGGACAUUCAUGGAGCAGCAGAUGAUCAUCUGUCCGAUAUGGAUAUAGCGUCAACGUCAAUAUCUCGGGGAAUGUCACUACAAGAAGUCAACGUUUCUGUGUAAAAAGUAAUUUAUCAUGAUUGAUCCAUCAAGAAAAACUAAUCUAUCUUUCUACACGAGACUUAUGCCAUCGAUCUAUCUUUCUAAGCAACUAGGACUACGGCUACAUCCAACGUCAAGAACAUAUUUCAGGUAUGUUAUCCAAAUCUUCGUCACUUGUUCGCGGAAAUCCGAAAGUCGAUCCUGGUGAGCAAAAGAGUAUCCUGGCGAAGCCACCGAACAUGCAGACAAUUAAGGCUCAAAAUACCUCACUUCCAGCGGUCAUUUGCUUCUGUUUCAUUCUUGGGAUUCCGGAGAAAUGAACCAAAGAAAUUAAUUGUCUUGAGCUCUAAGACAAUGGGGAACAAGAAGACCACGAAAAAUGAUGAGGACACCGAAAAGAUGUUGCAGCCUGACUUUGGCGGUGGCGGCUUCGCUGAGUUCAGUUACGAGGAUGAUGGAACGAUGGCCGACGCUUGGGCUCGGGUGACAGGCAAGGACGCUGUCGACAGCGACGAUGGCGGGUGGGGUGCAUUUGAUGAUGACGACGAUCUUGCUCUAGAUGCACCCACCACCAACACAGCCGCCGCAGCUGGAGGGAGUGCUGGAAAAUAGCGACUUCUGCGCAUCAUCAAGAUGGACACAGUAUAUAUAAUAAAUACACUGGGCUUACUCACUCCCUAUCCCUAACCCUAGUUCAACAUACCCAUACAACAUAAUCUGCUUUUCAAUCAAAGUCGUUCCUUUGAAUGACGAAUGCGGUCACCCAGCAUCUUUUCUUAGUGUUGUAGCAUACCUUGUCAGUCACUGAGCUGACACGGAACAGCAGACAGUCAUGUUAUUUUUAACGUUGUUCUCUGGUGUCUUUUUAUCCGUUGGGGUUUUACUUUUACAAUCAAGCAAGAUGAUGAUGAAAGAUGAUGAAGC